Messenger RNA from Fusarium fujikuroi IMI 58289, 2214 nucleotides. Its product is annotated as probable catalase 2. The coding region runs from base 1 to 2214 and encodes 737 amino acids. Gene Ontology annotation, molecular function: heme binding; catalase activity. Lineage: Eukaryota; Fungi; Ascomycota; Sordariomycetes; Hypocreales; Nectriaceae. Gene Ontology annotation, cellular component: cytosol. The transcript is spliced from 6 exons. Gene Ontology annotation, biological process: cellular response to hydrogen peroxide; hydrogen peroxide catabolic process. The record is from RefSeq and is a predicted model, not a curated record.
AUGCACGUACAAUCUCUUCUGCUGGCUUCUGGCCUCGUGCCUCUGGCCGCUAGCCAGGGCUGCCCCUUUGCCAAGCGCGCCACAGACACUAAUCUCGUUCCCCCGAGAGAAAUCCCCGAGGACUUUGGCAUCUGCCGCGUCGCUAGCAACCAGGCUGGUGGCGGCACUCGAUCCAGGGACUUUUGGCCUUGUGCUCUGAGAUUGGAUGUCUUGAGGCAGUUUUCGCCUCAGUAUAACCCAUUGGGUGCUGAUUUCGACUACACCGAGGCCUUCAAGUCUCUGGACUUUGCUGCUCUGAAGAAGGAUCUCAACGCGCUUCUCACUGAUUCUCAGGAUUGGUGGCCUGCUGACCAUGGUAACUAUGGUGGUCUCUUCAUUCGCAUGUCAUGGCACAGCGCUGGUACCUACCGCGCAAUGGACGGCCGAGGUGGCUCCGGAAUGGGUCAACAACGAUUUGCUCCUCUCGACAGCUGGCCCGACAACCAGAACCUGGACAAGGCCCGUCGUCUGCUCUGGCCUAUCAAGCAAAAGUACGGCAGCAAGAUCUCAUGGGCUGACUUGAUCGUCCUCGCCGGCAACGUCGCUCUCGAGCACAGCGGCUUCGAGACCCUCGGUUUCGCUGGUGGUCGCGCUGAUACCUGGGAGGCUGAUGAGUCCAUCUACUGGGGUGCCGAGUCCACCUUUGUCCCCAAGGGUAACGACGUUCGCUACAACGGUAGCACAGACAUUUACGAGCGUGCCGAUAAGCUCGAGAAGCCUCUUGGUGCUACGCACUUUGGCCUCAUCUACGUUAACCCCGAGGGUCCUGAUGGAAGCUCUGACCCCAAGGCUUCAGCUCUUGAUAUCCGUACUGCUUUUGGCCGUAUGGGUAUGGACGAUGAGGAGACUGCUGCUCUCAUCAUUGGUGGUCACACCCUGGGCAAGACUCACGGUGCGGUUCCUGCUAAGAACAUUGGCCCUGAGCCCAUGGCUGCUGAUCUUGGAGAGAUGGGUCUUGGCUGGCACAACAGCGUCAACGAGGGUAACGGUCCUGAUCAGAUGACCAGUGGUCUUGAGGUUAUCUGGUCCACUACCCCCACAAAGUGGAGCAACCACUUCCUCAAGUCUCUUCUCGGCAACAACUGGACCCUCGUCGAGAGCCCCGCGGGCCACAAGCAAUGGGAGGCUCUCAACGGCAAGCUCGAGUACCCCGAUCCCUUCGUCAAGGGCAAGUUCCGCCGCCCCACCAUGCUCACCAGCGAUCUCGCCCUCAUCAACGACCCCUCGUACCUCAAGAUCUGCAAGCGCUGGCACGACAACCCCAAGGAGAUGAACGCUGCCUUCGCUCGCGCCUGGUACAAGCUGCUCCACCGUGAUCUCGGCCCUGUUUCUCGCUACCUUGGACCCGAGGUUGCGAAGCAGAAGUUCAUCUGGCAGGAUCCUCUCCCUGAGCGAAAGGGCGACAUCAUUGGCGAGGCUGAGAUCUCCAGUCUCAAGUCCACUAUCCUUUCUACCGAUGGUCUUGAUGUUUCUAAGCUUGUUUCUACUGCUUGGAACUCCGCUUCUACCUUCCGUGGAACUGACAAGCGCGGCGGUGCUAACGGUGCUCGUAUUGCUCUUGAGCCUCAGGUCAACUGGGUCAGCAACAACCCCAAGCAGCUCAAGCAGGUUCUCUCUGCCCUGAAGAAGGUCCAGAAGGAUUUCAACGCCAAGUCCGGCUCCAAGAAGGUCUCUCUCGCUGAUCUGAUUGUCCUCGGUGGUGUUGCUGCUAUUGAGAAGGCCGCUCAGGCUGCUGGCUUCAAGGACGUCGAAGUUCCUUUCACUCCUGGCCGUGUUGAUGCUACUCAGAACCAGACCGAUCUCGUUCAGUUCGGUUACCUUGAGCCCCUUGCUGAUGGAUUCCGUAACUACGGACAUGGCACUACCCGUGCUCGCACUGAGGAGAUCCUUGGCCAACUUACCAACGACUUCUUCGUCAACCUUCUCUCUCCCGCCUACUCAUGGGCCAAGAAGGAUAGCCAGGGCGAGCUCUGGACCGGCACUGACCGCGCCACCAAGUCCGUCAAGUGGACUGCUACCCGCGCUGAUCUGGUCUUCGGAUCUCACGCUGAGUUGCGUGCUAUCUCUGAAGUCUACGGUAGCGCUGAUGCGAAGGAGAAGUUUGUGAAGGAUUUCAUUUCUGCGUGGACCAAGGUCAUGAACCUGGACCGCUUUGAUGUCAAGGCUGAGAAGUAG